GGCGCGGAGGGGCGGGGCGGGGGGGACGUGGAGGCGCUGUGGAGGAGCUGGAGCCCCCCCCCCACCUGUCUCGGCCGCUCCCAGAGCCCACGUCAUCGUCCCCAGCGGGGGGUGGGUGUGUGUGUCUCUGUUGGGGUGGGGGCUUCACUCGCCGCCCCCUCCCCAUCUGAUUCACCCCCAAAAUGAAAUAGGGCCCCUUGCUCUGCGCGGGGUGGGCUGGCGCUGAAUGGCCCCCCCGUUAAAAUGCUGGCCCCCCCCUGAAGCGAAGCGUACCCCGACGUCACCCGCGUUGGGGGGGAUCCCGCCAUGGGAGACGUGGACGAGAGGCUGGUUUGGGGGACAGACGGAGGGGACGGACGUCGGACGCCUCCCGGGCAGCUGGGGGUCCCCCCGGGGGCGGAGGAGGAUGAGGCGGGGGCGGCCGUUUCAGGGGGGCCGUGUGACGGCGAGGACGCCAGGACACCCCCUAAAGUGGUAGGAGAGGAGGAGGAGGAGGAGGAGGAAGAGCUGGACCCCAGGAUACAGGAGGAGCUGGAGCAUCUCAACCAGGCCAACGAGGAGAUCAACCGGGUGGAGCUCCAGCUGGAUGAAGCCCGUACCGCGUAUCGCCGCAUCCUUUCCGAGUCCGCCAGGAAACUCAACGCCCAGGGCUCCCAGUUGGGCAACUGCAUCGAGAAAGCUCGACCCUACUACGAAGCCCGGCGCCUCGCCAAGGAGGCUCAACAGGAGACGCAGAAAGCGGCGCUGCGGUACGAGCGAGCCGUCAGCAUGCACAACGCCGCUCGCGAGAUGGUCUUCGUGGCGGAGCAGGGGGUCAUGGCCGACAAAAACCGCUUGGAUCCCACCUGGCAGGAGAUGCUCAACCACGCUACUUGCAAAGUAAACGAGGCGGAGGAAGAGCGGCUGCGGAGCGAGCGGGAGCACCAACGCGUCACCCAGCUGUGUCAGCAGGCCGAAGCCAAGGUCCAGGCCCUCCAGAAGUCCCUCAAACGCGUCAUCGUUAAGAGCAAGCCUUAUUUCGAGCUGAAAGCCCAGUUCAACCAGAUCCUCGAGGAGCACAAGGCCAAGGUGACGGCGCUGGAGCGGUUGGUGUCGCAAGCCAAAACGCGUUACUCGGUGGCCCUGAGGAACCUGGAACAGAUCAGCGAGCAGAUCCACGCUCGACGCCUCCAACGCCUCAUCGUUCGUCGAGCUUCGCCCGUGGGAGCCGAAGCCAGUCCCCAACACGCCGGUACCGAGGUGGGGGUGACAGGAGGGACACAUUUGGGGGCCGAAUGCCCCCCAGCCGACACGCUUUCGGUGCUCAGCCUUCAAACUAUCGCCUCCGACCUGCAGAAGUUCGACUCGGUCGAACAUUUAUUGGGCUUGUCGGACGCUACCAGCCUCAACAGCGACGAGCUGGAGGAACGGGAGCAACGCCGGGGAGGGCAGGGUCACUUCAAACAUCACCGAAGCAUCAGCCUUUAACCACGCCCCCCCCCCCACCCCCGAGUCCCCCCAGUAGCUUCUCCCCCUCCUUGGGGAACCCCAAAAAGAUGGCGCGGGGUCAGCGGGUGCUGCCAUUAUCUCCCGCUGCAGGGUUGGGGGGAGGACGGAGCCGACGGGGCGACGCUUGGAAGCCCCUUAUUGACAAAGAUGACGCUGUUGGGGACCAAAAUUUGGGGGUUUUGGGGGGGGGGGGGGGUUCACCCCUCCGAAUUCGUUGGCUGAAGUGUGUGUGCGUGGGGCGGGGGGCGUCGGUGGGAGCCGUGCCCGGCGUUGGGCUACGGAGUGGAGCUGCCCGUUGGGUGUUGGCAGCGAGCGGCUGGGUGGGCGAAGCCGAUAAGUCGCGGCCCCUCCUCGGCGCAAGGAGCUGCACCCCUAAAACACUCAUGGGGGGGUGGGGGGGGUGGGGGUGCCCCCCUCCUUUCACCCCAGUGCCCACCCCCCCAUUUUCAUAUUAUUGGGGGUUAUUUUCCCCCUUUUUCCAGCAAAAGGUGAGGCAGAAGCCAAAUUGCACUAACGGUGGGGGUGGGGGGGGGGGCCCCCGUAGCUGUUUUGGGGUGCGGGGUGAGGGGGGCCGCGGCCGUGCCGGGGCUGUGAUGAGAACCACGCGUGUUCGAGGCAGCCCCGGGGGGGGGGUUGGGGGGCGGUUGGAGUGUAUUUUCUGGUGAGUAAAAUUUAUCCCUCCCCCUCCCCUUCCACGUGGUUUUAUUCCCUCAGUUUCACCCCGGGUACCCCCCAAAAUAAACCCCCCAAACCCCUCCCGACGACGACACCCCAGCUCGAAGCCUCGCGGUGGGGUGACGGCUUCGGCAAGGGGGUCGUCGCGGCUCUGCGGCGGCGAUUUUUGCUUCCCGAGGUUUUAAAUAAAUCCGUCACGGGGACGGGAUCGAGUCCUUGGAGCUUGAAAAACCAAGUCAAUAACCCCAGGUAUUAUUAACAGGAAUAAAAAUCACUAUUAUUAGUAAUUACCUUAA
Phalacrocorax carbo (great cormorant) is the source of this 2459-nucleotide messenger RNA. Lineage: Eukaryota; Metazoa; Chordata; Aves; Suliformes; Phalacrocoracidae. The record is from RefSeq and is a predicted model, not a curated record.